This is a messenger RNA of Poecilia reticulata (guppy), 1037 nucleotides long. The record is from RefSeq and is a predicted model, not a curated record. NCBI's taxonomy places the organism in Eukaryota, Metazoa, Chordata, Actinopteri, Cyprinodontiformes, Poeciliidae.
ACAUCUCACCAACAUUGGAAGCAGAAAGCCAGASACAUCGGCAGGGAAACGMAACGAUGACUACGUCUCCAGCUGAACUACAGGAGCGCUACAAUGAGGAGGGCUUCCUGUCACCGGUGCCCGUGCUGGACGAGACAGAGCUGAGGGAGGCCAGGGAGGCCUUCGCUAAGCUGGAGGAGGAAUUUGGUACAGCAUACACACAGUACAGCCUCCACAAUGUUCAUCUUCAGUACCCCUGGGUGAUGAGCCUGACCAAACAUCCCCACAUCCUGCAAGUGAUCCAAGCCAUCCUGGGACCUGACGUCAUUCUGCUGGACUCUCGAUUUAUCUGUAAAUACCCGACAGUCAAACUCCAGGAGAGCAAAACAGAUCAAAGCAAACCUGAUGGAGACGAUGAGCUCCCUUAUGUGGCCUGGCACCAGGACAUGAGGUACUGGGGUAUUGCCGGUGGACCUGUUCUGUCUGUGUGGCUUGCUCUUGAUGAUUCACAAAAAGAAAACGGAGUCCUUCAGGUCAUCCCAGGAAGUCACUGCUCUGGCAUGCUGCCCCAUCGCCAAGCAACCCGCCCUGGAAACCUACUGUCAGUCAACCAGGAGAUCCCAGAGGAGCUGGUGCAGGUGGACGAAGCUGUGCUCUGUCCUCUGAAAGCYGGACAGAUGUCGAUUCAUGAUGGACUUCUUGUCCAUGCAAGUGAUGCCAACACUUCCCAAAAGAGGCGCUGUGGAUUUGUGAUCCGUUAUGUUCCCACCUAUGCCUACCCCACUGAGGAUCCUGAUCGUCCCAGGAAGUUUCAUGCAACAGAGUUGGUCUGUGGGGUGGAUCAGUUCCACCAUUUCUCCAACAAAAGCACAUGAAGGAUUAGUGAAGMCUUCACAACAACUGCUUUAACAUCUCGCUUGAUAAAUCAAAUGUCUAUUUAGUGUUUAUAUGGAAUUAUGUAUAUGAACUAUAAUACAUMMUCUGACUCUAAAUUAAACCAUUGUCUGGUUAACUUUUUCUUUUAAGCUGCUAAUGCCUGUUUAAAUAUUAUUAAAAGA